AUGAAAUUGAUGUCGAAAAUAAAAAGAAGAAAGUCAAAAUCGCCGACUUACAACCUUCUAUUAGAUAUUAGAAGAACUUCGAAUCGAAGGGUAGCGACUAAACUACAGAAAGCUAAAAGGGACCUAUUUUCAAAGAAAAAAAGCAGUGCGAGGAGUGCGAGCACUAACUUUUCAGCCACUGAACCCUCAACAUCGAAACCUUUUGAGGAAUCUUGGUAUUGUGCAAUAUGCGACACUGAGGAUCAGCUGGAUAUGCGCCUUUGUUCUUUCUGCCUGAAAUACUUUCAUGAGAAUUGCAUUGAAAACAAGGCAACAGACAAGAGCUCCAUUGUAGUAAAAGAACAGGCAUGGAAAGAAUUAACAGACACUUUCAAUGCUGUAUCCACAACAGGAAUCUAUAGGGACAAGGAAUGCCUAAAACGCUUUUACGAAAACAGAAAAAGUGAUUUAAGGAAUUUAAGGAAAAUAAUCGCUAAAAAUAAACAGGAAAUGAUGAAAACGGGAGGAGGUCCUGAGAAUCAAAUUGAGUUGGAUGCAGCAGAUAAAAUACUAAUCACAAUUGUCAACCAAAAAUCAGUAGAGGGAUUAAUAAACAUUUUUGAUUCAGACAUUGCUGUGCAAUGCAAAAAUGUGGAUGAGCCAAAAAAUGUUAAAGGGAGUAACAAGCAAGAAUUCUAUUUGAAGAACAUGACAUGUUUAGAAAAGAUUAUUUGGUCAGAAGAGAAUGAAAACAUUGAAACUGGGAAUAAAAACUUCGCGACUGAUCAGGACCAAAACAAAACCAAUGUUUCACAGGAUUUUCCAAAUUUUCAAGAAACAUUACAAGAACCAAAUUUCAAAAUGGCAAAUGACCUCAGAUUACCAAAAAACCCAGCAUUGAAGGUGCAAUCUGUGAUGGAAAAAAAGGAUCAGACCCGAAGACCAGAAAUUCAAAUAUUAGCUUCAUCACAUAUAGCUCAAAAAUAUGAUGAGCUCUUGGAUCAGAGGAAAUUAUUGCUCCAAAAACAAAUUGAAAGCAUAAAUCAAGAUUUGGCGUUCCAGGAAAUUAAAAACAAGCUUGAAAUUGAUAUUUUAAACAUAAAACUAGCAAGAGAAAAACAAAAGCAAUAUGUUCACUUCAAAAACUGA
Messenger RNA from Ceutorhynchus assimilis (cabbage seed weevil), 1128 nucleotides. NCBI's taxonomy places the organism in Eukaryota, Metazoa, Arthropoda, Insecta, Coleoptera, Curculionidae. The record is from the annotation of a GenBank genome assembly.